UUAAUAAUUUGAGCUACAACCAUGUGAUCGAAGGUUUGGCUAUUUCAAUAUUUAACAAUUGCCGUUUCCAAAGUCAGUAGGAUGGGCACCAAAAUCCACCCAUACUUUUCUUUUUUCCUCCUCCUUUUCCUUUCCCCUCAUCUUUCACUUCAGAGUUUUGCCCAAAAUGAAGAUGAAGCAGAAGAAAUCAAAAGAUCAGAUUUUCCAGAUCAUUUCUUCUUUGGAACUGCCACUUCCUCUUACCAGAUUGAAGGGGGUUAUGUUGAAGAUGGGAGGGGAAUGAGUAAUUGGGAUGUUUUUUCCCAUAUUCCAGGAAAAAUUAAGAACGACGAUACCGGAGAUGUGGCCGACGAUCACUACCAUCGGUUUCUGGAAGAUAUUGAGUUAAUGCAUUCAAUGGGGAUGAAUGCUUAUCGCUUUUCCAUUUCUUGGUCUCGAAUUUUGCCAAAAGGAAGAUUUGGUAAAGUGAACAGAAGAGGAGUCACUUUCUACAAUAACAUCAUCGACGGUUUGUUGCUAAAAGGCAUAGAGCCGUUCGUGACAAUUCACCAUCAUGACUUUCCAAUUGAACUCGACCAAAGAUAUGGAAGUUGGAUGAGCUCUCAAAUGCAGGAAGAUUUUGUGUUUUUUGCAAAAAUUUGUUUCGAAGAAUUCGGAGACCGAGUGAAGUAUUGGAUAACGAUAAAUGAGAUAAAUCUAGUGGCAAUAAAGGCGUAUUUAGAAGGAGUUUACCCACCAGCCCACUGCUCACCACCUUUUGGAAAAUGCUCAACUGGUAACUCUGACAUUGAGCCUCUCAUUGUUGUGCAUAAUAUGUUACUUGCCCAUGCCAAGGCUGUUCGUCUUUAUCGAAUCCAUUUCCAUGAAAAACAAGGUGGAUCCAUAGGAAUAGCGGCAUGUGGACACAUGUAUGAACCACUAACAGAUCAUGAAUUUGACAAAAAAGCAGCUGACAGAGCCUUGAUUUUCAACAUUGCUUGGGUAUAUGAUCCUAUUAUAUACGGAGAUUAUCCUAAAGAAAUGAGAGAGCUUCUAGGAAACCAACUUCCAAGUUUCUCGAACAUAGAAAAAAAUAUUAUAAGAGGAAGUUUGGACUACAUUGGCAUCAAUCACUACACCACUUUUUAUACAAAGGAUUGCCUUCAUUCCACUUGCUCCCAAGGUUCAUAUCGUCCAAUAAAAGGAUUUUUUGAAACCACGGCAUAUCGAGAUGGCGUUUCUAUUGGAGAUCCUACGGGAGAAGCAAGAUUCUUUGUUGUUCCAAGAGGCUUGGAAGAAAUCAUUAACUAUAUUAAAGAAAGGUAUCCUAACAAGUCCAUCUUUAUCACAGAAAAUGGAUAUUCUCCACCACAAGGGGAUGGUAACAAAGUUGAGGACAUUUUAAAUGACACAAAACGAGUCAAUUACCACAAGAAUUAUCUUACUUCUUUGGCUAAAGCAAUGAGGAAUGGUGGUGAUGUAAGAGGGUAUUUUGUAUGGUCCUUAAUGGAUAACUUUGAGUGGAUCGAUGGAUACACCACAAGAUUUGGGCUUUUGUAUGUGGACCUACACACACUUGAGCGUCGGCCCAAACUUUCAGCCCAAUGGUUUCGUUCUUUCCUUGGUGGCAACCCACAGCGACUUGUCAAAUCUUCAUCCUUGAUUACAAAUGCUUCUCAUUCGCUUAUGGAUGCUUAAGAAGGCCAAAUGCUUUUGGAAAAACUACUUUUAUUCAUGCUCAUGUAUGCAACAAUUUUAUUAAAUAAGAAAGAAUUCAUGUUGCAAAGACCUUGUUGCCAAGAAAAAUAUGGUUAAGCUGAGCUACUUUUAACCUUUUUUAAA
Molecule: messenger RNA, 1821 nt
Organism: Benincasa hispida (wax gourd)
Lineage: Eukaryota; Viridiplantae; Streptophyta; Magnoliopsida; Cucurbitales; Cucurbitaceae
Product: beta-glucosidase 18-like
Biological process (GO): carbohydrate metabolic process
Molecular function (GO): beta-glucosidase activity
Source: RefSeq, a predicted model, not a curated record